Molecule: messenger RNA, 1541 nt
Organism: Gavia stellata (red-throated loon)
Lineage: Eukaryota; Metazoa; Chordata; Aves; Gaviiformes; Gaviidae
Gene: MSI2
Product: musashi RNA binding protein 2
Exons: 13
Coding region: 1-1041 (346 amino acids)
Cellular component (GO): cytoplasm
Molecular function (GO): RNA binding
Source: RefSeq, a predicted model, not a curated record
AUGGAGGCGGACGGGAGCCAGGCUACCUCGGGGAGCCCCGGCGAGGCGCAGCACGACCCCGGCAAGAUGUUCAUCGGCGGCCUCAGCUGGCAAACCUCACCAGACAGCCUUAGAGACUAUUUUAGCAAAUUCGGAGAAAUUAGAGAGUGUAUGGUCAUGCGGGACCCCACCACCAAGCGCUCCAGAGGCUUCGGGUUCGUUACGUUCGCGGAUCCGGCGAGUGUAGACAAAGUCCUGGCUCAGCCGCACCACGAGCUGGACUCCAAGACGAUUGACCCUAAAGUUGCAUUUCCCCGACGAGCACAGCCUAAGAUGGUCACAAGAACAAAGAAAAUAUUUGUAGGUGGAUUAUCAGCUAAUACAGUAGUGGAAGACGUAAAGCAAUACUUUGAACAGUUUGGCAAGGUAGAGGACGCCAUGCUUAUGUUUGACAAGACGACCAACAGGCAUAGAGGAUUUGGCUUUGUAACUUUUGAAAAUGAAGACGUGGUGGAAAAAGUCUGUGAAAUUCAUUUCCACGAAAUCAAUAAUAAAAUGGUAGAAUGUAAGAAAGCACAACCUAAAGAAGUGAUGUUUCCACCAGGGACGAGAGGAAGGGCACGUGGAUUACCGUAUACCAUGGACGCUUUUAUGCUAGGGAUGGGAAUGUUGGGUUACCCGAAUUUUGUCGCAACGUAUGGCCGAGGAUAUCCUGGAUUUGCCCCAAGUUACAGCUAUCAGUUCCCAGGUUUUCCGGCAGCGGCUUAUGGACCAGUAGCAGCGGCAGCCGUGGCGGCAGCAAGAGGAUCAGUCUUGAAUAGCUACAGUGCUCAACCGAAUUUUGGCGCACCCGCUUCCCCGGCAGGCUCCAACCCAGCCCGACCCGGAGGCUUCCCCGGGGCCAACAGCCCAGGGCCCGUCGCGGACCUCUACGGCACGGCCAGCCAGGACUCCGGCGUGGGUAACUACAUAAGCGCCGCCAGCCCGCAGCCGGGCUCCGGCUUCGGCCACGGGAUCGCCAGUCUCUCUGGAUGUCCGGGCAAGACGGGGCGAAGUUUCUGAACGGGCCCGUGUUUGGGUGAUCUCAUCAGACUUUGAGCAUUACAUCAUCACCGAUAACGCAAACAAACUGGAGGUGGCACGCGACGGACUUAGGUUGUUUAAAAUCUCUCUCAUCAUCUCAUGAAUCUGCUGUACUAUAAAAACAACAGCUUUUAAAAGUAUGUAUAUAAAAUCCAUUUCUUGUUCGUUUUAUUUUCUUGAUGGGUUCCCCCCCCCCUCUUUUUAAACCUCUCCAAACCACAUUUUUUCGUAGCAUUUUGACAUAGUCUCGUAGCCACGUAGUUCUAAUUCUUUGUGUAUCUAGCAAGAGCCUAACCAUAGUGUAACUGUUUAUAUUAAGGGGUUUCUUUCGUUUUUUCUUUCCCCCCUUUCCUCCUCCCUUCUGUUUUACGUAGUCGUUGUUGCUUAAAGGAUGCUGAGAUGGUGACAGGAGUCUCAGCCGCCGGUACCGGCUCUGCAGCCGCCGAGGGUGGCGGGGGGAGCAGAGCCGGCGGCGGGCA